Messenger RNA from Lathyrus sativus (Indian pea), 1086 nucleotides. The record is from the annotation of a GenBank genome assembly. Lineage: Eukaryota; Viridiplantae; Streptophyta; Magnoliopsida; Fabales; Fabaceae.
AUGAAAAACAAUGAAAAUUGGGAGGAGGAAGAGGAAGAUGAAGAAGAGGAUUUGGAAUUCUCUAGAAAUUAUUUUCUAGCGAAGGAAGUACAAUCUUCGGUAAAGAAAUCAAAGCGCAAAAUUACUGACAUUGAUGUUGUUGAUGAAGAGGAACUUAGGGAAGCUGCAUUGCACAUUCAACCAAAGCAUGAAAAUGAGAUUGCUCAAUUACUGGAUUCGUAUACAGCUAUGUAUCCUGAAUGGCUUCUCUCCCUAAGCUGUGGCUUCGCUCUUCUAAUGUAUGGCUUUGGGUCUAAGAAGGCUUUGAUUGAAGACUUUGCUUUGAAGACAUUGACCGAAUAUUCUGUAGUUGUCAUUAACGGAUAUCUUCAGACCAUUAACUUAAAACAGGUUCUAAUAACUUUAGCUGAACUUCUAUGCGAUCAAGUGAAAGCCAAACGAAGGGUUUCCGGCCGGCAGCUCAAUUCUCAAUCUAUAGAAGAUCUUCUUACAAUUUUGUAUGAAGUGGAAAUAGAGGACAAGGAUAGUUUUGUUUGUGUAGUCAUUCACAAUAUUGAUGGACCAGGAUUAAGAGACUCUGAAACCCAACAAUAUCUCGCCCGACUGGCUUCUUGUACCCAUAUUCGUAUGGUUGCCUCUAUUGACCAUGUUAAUGCUCCCCUGUUUUGGGACAAAAAUAUGGCUCACACACAGUUCAAUUGGUGCUGGUAUCAUGUUCCUACAUUUGCUCCAUAUAGGAUUGAAGGAAUGUUCUAUCCUCUGAUUCUUGCACACGGCAGUGCCAGCCAAAGUGUCAAAACAGCUUCAAUAGUUUUGCAAAGUUUGACACCCAAUGCCCAGAGUGUAUUCAAAGUUCUUGCUGAAUAUCAACUUUCUCAUCCCGAUGAAGGAAUGCCAAUCAGUGAUCUCUACUCAGUCUGCCGUGAACGCUUCCUCGUUAGCAGCCAGGUUACCCUGAAUUCUCAUUUGACGGAAUUUAAAGACCACGAGCUGGUCAAAACCAAGAGACAUUCUGACGGUCAAGAUUGCUUGCACAUCCCUCUAACAACAGAAGCACUUCAAAAAGUUCUACUCGAGAUCAGUUAG